AUGUCUCUUCCACAAUCCGAUCAUAUCGUGCGAGUCAAACUGAUUGACACAACAACGUAUCUGACUGGAAUAGCCAAGGUCUUUGUCGAGCCCGUCGUCGCCGGCCACGAGACUUUCAACUUCAAUGAUUUGGCAUUUCUCAUUGAAAAUGAGCGAACUGGCAAGAAGGUCAUGUUUGAUCUUGGCACACGCAAGGAUUAUUGGAAUCUUGCACCAGCAGUGCAGCGGGUAUUAGGCCUGGAUAGUGCCAUGACAGGAAUGAAGGUUGACAAAGAUGUUGCUCAAAUUCUUGUUGAGGGAGGAGUCAGUCUUGAUACAAUUGGCUUCCUCCCCGGCUACCCCGAGAACCCCGUCUCCCCCGUUCUCGCCUCGGAUUUCGAAGGUAGAGAACUCAUUGAGAUGAGCUUUGAAAACGGCCUGGAAAUUGGAGGCUUCAGAGCUCACGACUAUUUCGGAGACGGUUCGCUCUAUCUGCUUGACUCUCCUGGCCACUGUGCAGGCCACCUCUCUGCAUUAGCUCGCACCACCUCGUCUUCAGCAGAAGGGGGCACCUCGUUCGUAUUCUUGGGUGGAGAUAUCUGCCACUUUGCAGGUGAUUUCAGGCCAUCGUCUGAAAGGCCACUACCAGAUCCCGCUCCCGAAUCUAUUCUUGCGAGACGUCAUAAUCCUAUUCCAUGUCCAUGCUCCCUCACCAGACACCACCCGAAUGCGGAUGACGAAGAAGCGAGACGCACUACACCUUGGUAUAAGAUGGCUGGGGAGUUUCCAACUGCUUAUCAUGACAUCGACGAGGCCAGGGAAUCGGUCUCUAAGAUGGGGGCUUUGGACCAGAAUGACGAUAUUUUAGUUUGUCUGGCGCAUGAUGCUGUUCUACUUGAUGUCAUGCCGAUAUUCAACGAAGACCCUAAGAAAGAUAUUAAUGGGUGGAGAGAAAGAGGCUUGAAGGAUAAAUGUCACUGGGGUUGGCUAAGAGAGAUUCCUAUUGAUGGAAAGCCGGCACAGAUUCCUCUAGUUGAGGGAUUUUGGAGAGAUGGGAAGCCUUGGGAUUAUAUGUCAUUCAAGAAAACAUUGACGAUACCUCUCUGA
Molecule: messenger RNA, 1086 nt
Organism: Penicillium concentricum
Lineage: Eukaryota; Fungi; Ascomycota; Eurotiomycetes; Eurotiales; Aspergillaceae
Product: MBL fold metallo-hydrolase
Exons: 2
Coding region: 1-1086 (361 amino acids)
Source: RefSeq, a predicted model, not a curated record